UUUUUUUUUACAAUGUCUAAUUGUUUCUGUGGAAUAACUGCAAUAUCUCAUGAAGUAAAGACAUCAGGACCAAAUAGAGGACGUUGGUAUUGGACAGUAAAUAUACCUUUGUAAACAAAUAUUCUAAAAAUUUGAAAACCUAAUGUUAUUUAACAAGUGUGCAUCAGGUUCCUGUCGUUUCUUUAAAUGGGAUGAUUCAGCAUUACCAUUUAUUCGUCAUCCAACAGAAGCGUAUGCAGCAGCUGGGAAUGUGAGAGGUAACUCAAGACGUCCAGUUACGCUUUCGUAUAUGCAGCAAAAGGCAAAAGAAACAGUACUUACCAAAACGACUGUUAAAAUUGUAUUUCUUCUUCUUUCAAAAACAUUGAUUGGCAUGAAGGCACAAAAAAACUUGACUAUUGAUCCUGUCAUUGCUAAAAUUGAACAUAUUGCUUGGAACGAAAAAUUAUCAAUGUGGACAAUUCCAGCCUCUCUUCGAGUUUAUAACAAUACAAUAGCAGCUUUACCAACGGAUAUUCCUAAUAUCCAAGUUGAUAUUGAUCCUAUACCAACUACAUUGAUAGAUACUAUUUUGAUGCGUAAUGAUAUUUUAGUUAAUAAUCCAGAUUUUAUGAGCGAAGUCGAGUUGAAAUGGACCGAAUUUGUUGAAUCUCCUAUGCGAAAACUUCUAAAGCCGUUUCAACAAGAAGCAGUUCGACUGGGGAUUGAAAAAAAGGGUAGAAUUUUAUUGGGAAAUGAAAAUGGCAUUGGACUUAUAGAACAGGCCUUAGCUUUGGCAAAUGUCUACAAAGAUGAAUGGCCUGUACUUUUAAUGUGUCCAGCCAUUUUAUGCGAGACUUGGAAGGAAACUGUUCAAAAUUUUUUCGAUUUAGAGGAAGAUGAAAUUUGUAUAUUGGAUAAUGUAGUAGGAGGAUUAUUUAAGGAAACAUCUAUUUCUUUAAAGAAAAGAAAGAAAGAAAAUAGAACAAAAAAGAAUAUAUUUAAUAAGAGAAUAAAGGGAAGCGCUUCAUUUAAUUCCAAACAAACUGAAGAAUAUGGUCUAUUUUCUAGCGAUGAAGAAGAUGAAGAAUAUGAUAUUGAUAAUGAUAGUGAUGAAGCAGAAAUAUAUAAAAUGACUUGCUCAUCACCUAUUAAAUUUUAUAUUGCAAGUCAUAAGAAAGUAUCCAAAAAUAAGACUAAAAUAUAUGAACAGAAAUUUAAAGUGAUGAUAAUUGAUGCUAGUCAUUAUUUGAAGUCAAGAGAUCAAAAUCAAGUAAAAAAUAUUUCUAAAAUGCUUCAAGACCAUCCCAGAGCAAUAUUGCUUUCUGACACAGCAAUUUAUUCUUUACCCAUUGAUCUUUACAAUCAAAUAAACGUGAUUAAUCCAAGUUUCUAUCCAGAUGCAGACACUUAUAUUACGCGUUAUUGUAAUCCAAAAACUUCUGUAUUUGGUGUCUUUGUAAAUGGUAGAUCAAACAUGGAAGAAUUAAAUUUUGUAUUAGAUACACAUAUUUGGUACUGUCCAAAAUUGGCUGACAUGAAAUCAGAAUAUAAAAGACCUUUUCAGCCUUAUUUAACGAGUAUAGAAAAUGGAGAGGAGAUUGCAGAAGAAUAUAUUCAAGAAAAGGAUUUGUUAAAAAAAACCAGUAUUGCAAAGAAGAAUGCAGUUUGUGAAUAUAUUGAACAUGUUUUUAAUACAUAUAAACGACCAAAAAUAGCGAUUACUUAUUAUGAUGAUAGUACAUCGAAGAGUAUUGAAGACAUUAUGAAAAAAAGAAAGGUAGUAAACUUAGUUGUAACAAGAAGAAAUAGAAAAAAAAAUCAUUUCUUAUCUUUUCUAAAAUAUAGGUCAAAUAUAUUACAAUAAAUGAUUCAGAAAAUAUUGAAGAAAAAGCACAAAGCUAUAAUAAGAGUCAUGCAGUACAAGUUGUACUUUUUGAUAUGAAGUUAAAAGAGCCUUCACUAUGUCUUGAUAGUGUAGAUUUAGUAAUCAUAACUGAUCAACCCACAAGUAAAGACGAUUUAACUCGUACUGAAUCCUAUUUUGGGCUUGAUAAAAGAGAAAAUCCAUUGCUUAUAAAAUAUUUGGUUGCACCUGGUACAUUGGAUUCAUACUACUGGCCUCUUAUACGACAAGAUUAAUAUAAUGUGCAUGCAUUCCUUCUUUAUAUACUUUACA
Cokeromyces recurvatus is the source of this 2158-nucleotide messenger RNA. RefSeq lists its product as uncharacterized. Lineage: Eukaryota; Fungi; Mucoromycota; Mucoromycetes; Mucorales; Mucoraceae. The record is from RefSeq and is a predicted model, not a curated record. Gene Ontology annotation, molecular function: ATP-dependent chromatin remodeler activity; ATP binding. The transcript is spliced from 6 exons. Bases 143 to 1846 code for a protein of 567 amino acids. Gene Ontology annotation, biological process: DNA repair; replication fork processing.